This is a messenger RNA of Archocentrus centrarchus (flier cichlid), 5319 nucleotides long. RefSeq names its product potassium voltage-gated channel subfamily A regulatory beta subunit 1a (gene kcnab1a). The transcript is spliced from 14 exons. The record is from RefSeq and is a predicted model, not a curated record. Gene Ontology annotation, molecular function: potassium channel regulator activity; voltage-gated potassium channel activity; transmembrane transporter binding. Lineage: Eukaryota; Metazoa; Chordata; Actinopteri; Cichliformes; Cichlidae. Gene Ontology annotation, cellular component: juxtaparanode region of axon; membrane; voltage-gated potassium channel complex. Gene Ontology annotation, biological process: regulation of potassium ion transmembrane transport; potassium ion transport; transmembrane transport. The coding region runs from base 499 to 1770 and encodes 423 amino acids.
GUGACAGCAUCAAUGUGUGUGUGUGUGUGUUUGUGUGUUACAUGUGUGUGAGAGAGGAGAGGUAUCUGUGUGUGUGUGUCUCUUUCUUUCUCUGUUUUCAUGUGUGUGUAUGUACAGAGAACAUAUAUGGCCCGGUGCAUGGAGAAGUACAUGUAAGGAAAUAACCCGUUUUCCCUUUGUGGACGAACAGCCUGCAGACAGACUGGACUCCAGAAUUCCAUUUCAAAAUGCUUCUUUCAGGGCUGGAUUUUCCUGCAUGUUUUCUUUUGCUUUUUUGAAUAAGAGGAGGAUACUACUUGUGCAGCUUUAUUUGGAGGAAUACUUCAUACUAAGCUUUAAUCAAAUGCUGUCACACACACACUCCUCUGCUCCAUGUAGUGCUGCGUGGGCGAGGGGCCUACCUGGAUUACUUUGAGCGUACAUGCUUAUGGGACGCACUAACAGAAGAAGAAAGGGAGCGAUUAAAGGGGAGGAUAAAGUGAAGAAGAAAGCUGGAAGAUGUACUUGUACAAGGCAACUUGCCCGGAGAUCCCCAACCCGAAGCAGAAGGGGUCCAGGAUUCAAGGUGGAGGUCAGGGUGGGGUCCAGGCCCAAGGUCUGGGUCAGGGGAGGCUCUUGGGAAAGACUCCUAUGGGGACAGGACCACGACCCUAUGCUCCUCUGAUGCUGUGGGCAGCAAACAAACCCAACGGUGUAGUGGAGCUCAAACAGCUGGAGGAGUUCCUCAAUUUCCACUCCCUGUCACUACACGACACAGUGAAGAGUCAGACAGGCAUGGUCUACAGGAACCUUGGAAAAUCAGGACUCAGAGUAUCUUGCUUAGGACUGGGUACAUGGGUGACAUUUGGAGGACAGAUAACAGACGAGGUUGCAGAGCAGCUGAUGACUAUUGCCUAUGAGAGUGGAGUCAACUUGUUUGACACAGCUGAGGUGUAUGCAGGCGGCAGGGCAGAAAUCAUUCUAGGAAACAUCAUCAAGAAGAAAUGCUGGAGGAGAUCCAGCUUGGUCAUUACAACUAAACUGUACUGGGGAGGAAAAGCAGAGACAGAGAGAGGACUGUCAAGGAAACAUAUUAUUGAAGGUCUGAAAGGUUCUUUACAAAGGAUGCAGCUGGAGUAUGUGGAUGUAGUUUUUGCCAAUCGUCCAGACAGCAAUACUCCCAUGGAGGAGAUUGUUCGAGCCAUGACCUAUGUGAUAAACCAAGGCAUGGCCAUGUACUGGGGGACAUCUCGGUGGACGGCCAUGGAGAUCAUGGAGGCAUAUUCUGUGGCGAGACAGUUUAAUCUGAUCCCGCCGGUGUGUGAGCAGGCAGAGUACCAUCUCUUCCAGAGGGAGAAAGUAGAGGUGCAGCUGCCUGAACUUUACCAUAAGAUAGGAGUCGGUGCGAUGACGUGGUCACCGCUGGCAUGCGGCAUCAUCACAGGAAAAUAUGAAAAUGGCAUUCCUGAAUCAUCCAGGGCCUCCAUGAAGUCCUAUCAGUGGUUGAAGGAGAAAAUAAUAAGCGAGGAUGGAAGGAAGCAACAAGCCAAGCUGAAGGAGCUCAACCACAUCGCAGAGAAGCUGGGAUGUACCCUGCCUCAGCUGGCUGUGGCUUGGUGUCUAAGAAAUGAAGGUGUGAGCUCAGUCCUUCUGGGAACAUCCAACCCUGAACAGCUCACUGAGAACCUCGGGGCCAUACAGGUCCUUCCUAAGAUGACCUCUCAUGUGGUGUCAGAGAUUGACCACAUCCUGGGCAACAGACCAUACAGUAAGAAGGACUACCGCUCUUAGACCAGGCUAGUGGACUUCCAAGAGGUCAGCUGUACCUACCUACCUAACCAUACUGCUACCUUGGACCCUCCAUUCAGUGUUCAUGUCCAUGGUUCUCUCCUCGGGCCCCACUCAGCUCUAGCCCGCCUCAGCCUGGAACAGACAACCUUGCUAAGUCCAGUGUUGCAUACUGUACCUACGUCUGUUUGAGCCUUCUCCUGAUCAGAUCAGCUCUACCAGGUUCAUCUCAGGUGCCCAGCUCAGCUACGUUAUGCUUGAGAAACUCCGCUUUUUGCAGCCUGAAACACAACAUAAUCCACUUGAGCAGAUUUAAAAUUUAUGCUCCUCCCAAAUCAAAGUGUUACCACAUGAAGAUAGAACUAUGCAGAUCUUAAAGUAGUCCAUGUAAAAAUUCAUAUCCAGUCUCAUCUUUUAGUGCACCACAUCGACUCUGUCCUGCAACUACCACCCCUCAUUUUAAGAUAUCCUUUACACUCACUUCCAGUUGGUAGAUAAACAAAAAGAAGCAAAGCAGGCGCAUUUCAAGUGCCUUCCUGAAGGGCACCUUGAUAGUAGCUACUAAAUGAGAUGCCUGUGUCACUUAUUUUGCUUCCCACAUCCUUUGAGUUCAGCCAGUGGCUCGGGCCUGCGAGCCUUAAGCCUGCAAAUUUGAGGUCCAGACUUCCACUCACAAGUAAUAUAAUUUGAGCACAAAAUUCAUAUUGGGCACAUAUUUUAUUUAUGAGUACUACUGUACCACAGCUGAAUACAUGAAUGCAAGCAUCUUCGACUUAGGAAUCAGAGGUAUCUCAGGAAAGUGGACAGUUGUAUUCUGAACAUCCCCCACUCAGUGUUUUCAUUAAAUUGCUAUGCAGUGCAGCAAACAGAAUUACCAUAAACGUAUAAAACUCCAAACCCCAGUGUCAGAGGUAUGCGCUCAAGUCAUGGGGGGGAGAAAAAAAAACAAAAAAAAAGUCUUCCCUGUGAAAAGAGAUGUUAAGCAGCAACAAGGUGACCUGCGCAUAAUAUAGAGCUUUAUUAAAAUGAAUGAGCCUCAGCAAAACAACUCGCUAUUAGCCUGAAUUAGUCUUCGAAUACCUACCAAAUAUAUUCUGUCCCAUAUUUAGAAUAGUGCAAAAUAGUAUUUAUUGGAUAUGAAAGGCUGCAAAUCGUGAGUGUAUUAACCACCAGAUGCAUGUUCCCCUGCUAUAGUGUGCCUCUUUCUUCCUUUUGACAAAGCACAUAAUUUAAGAACAGAAGGGAGUGCAAGCUUGUCCGCUGACCACGAUGAACCCCCGCUGUAACAGAGCACUGCGGGACAUUGAGUACCAGUGCAAACUGGACUCUUGUUUGAGGAGAGAGUGAAGCAUGUCGCCCCCGUGUGUCUUUUCCGAGGAGCUGCUGCUCUGAUUCACAGCAUCCCAGAGAAGAAAAAGAAAGUGGACCAUUUUUCUCUCGGUCUGCACUCAUUGAGGAGACGCUCGUUUCUGCCUGUGAACUGAACCUGCAUCGCUAGAUUGCUUCAGCGAACCUUGAAGAUUAUGGACUUAAACUUAUGAUGAAUCUAUGAAGUAAAAGGAAAACCCGCCUCUGGUCUGCUCAUGUUUAGAAUGACUACAAAAAAAAUGCUUGUUAAUGGCACAAUGCGGCGCAGACGCAAGGUGUUUGGGAUGUGGCAAAGAUUACAGUAUUUAUUCUAGAGUAGUUAAUAUAUAUAUAUAUGAAAUUUAUUUUGACAUUUUGAAAUACUGCUUUUGUUUGAAGAUGUUAAAUGUACAUAGAAUGUCGAGACAUACCGUGUAACAUGGAAAAACCACCGCAGAGCCUCUCGUGCAGAUGAGGACUUCACUGCAGUGUGUGGCUCAUAUACAAACAUGUAAAUAGUCACUUUCCUGCUCCUCUGCAGUAUCACUGCAUCGGUUGCAGUGUUUAGGUCGCUCUCCACUCUGUCCUCUUCCAUCCUGAUAAAAUAUACUUUUGUCUCCUAAAAGACAAUCAAGUCCUAUUUAUAAGGAAUAAAGUUCAAAUUUGAGUUUUAUUGGCAUCGUGAAGAAUGGAUUCUGCAUUAAUAACGGAAUCAUUUUUAAAAUGAGCUUCUCUAAUGAAACGUAACAAAUGAGAUUACAUGUUUCUUAUAAGGACUUCAACGUGGAUCGACCCUCAAGAUUUCAUGGUUGUCACCUUGAUGCAUUAUUUUUGUUCUCUUUCGUGUGGAAAACAAAGCCAUCUCUGAGAUCAGCAGAAAUGUUGGCCAGGUUCCAACUGAGUCACUGCCUUGUCCUUGGUGCACAUUUGUUGACUUGUAUCACAAACGCCCUGUCUAUAUAUUAAUCAGAUGAAAUCUCAGAUUACAAUCACCAUGUUUUGCCAGAUAUGCUGUAAUAUGCUUUGGGGUGAAACAAUAAGUUUCAUUUGGCUCACAGCUUAAUUAAGAAGCCUGCCCUUGGAGGGCAACCAGUUGGACUUGCAUGGAGCCAUCAUUGUGAUCCAAAAUGCCUAUAGAGUCGUGAAAAGGAAUAAUAUAUGUAAGAUUUUGCUUAUUUCUCAUUCUCUAUCUGGAAACAGCACCUGAACCGUUUUUCUACUCAGAAUCAGUUUUUGCUUUGUUUCCUUUUCUGUAGCUUCUGGUGGUGGAAAAAAAAAAAAAUGUGCGACUGUGAUGCAAACAUGAACUUUUAAGUUUGUGUGCAAGUCAACAGGUUUCCCAUCAGUUUGAGUCAGUCACUGUUGGACUGUGGCCACCUGGCAGAGUGCCUUGAAUUCCUGCUAUAGGAAUAAAUUCAGGGAUGUAUUUCAUUACAAGUUGGUAAAUGGGGGUUUGGUUUCUGACCUACAAGAAAGGCAAAAUUAAAAAGUGUAUGUAGAUCAUAGAUGCAGAUUAUAUUCAGUGACUGCCUAAUCUGUCUGUCGUGUCAUCUAAAACAGUUUUAAGCAUCAAACAGAUGUUGACAGCGUAGCUAAGAAGAGGAAAUUGCUUUGAGAUGGAUUCUUUAAAUUGUCAUUAUUCUCUAUUGAGUGAUGUGCUUACUUAGCUCCAUCAUGGUCCUUAUUUUCUGGUAGCAUUCUAAUCACAUGAUGGGAGAACUGAUUCUUUGAUCUGGUAGCUUCUCCUCAACUCUGAAAACAAGCAGUACAGCUGCCUUAUGGGUAUUAGGAAAUGUAAUGUUUGUUCAUUUGAGCAAAGGGAGUCGUUAACCUUCCUGACAUGUGAAAGGACAGUGACAGUUUUCAUUGUCUUCUCAAUUUCUUACAACAGUUUUGCAGCCUGAGGAACUCUAAGGACUAAAAUGGAACAAAGCAACAAACAAGUCAUCUGUGGCUGUUUUUCAACCAGUUGAAAUCCAGUAACCACAUCAACUCUUACCCAAGGUUUCCUGUUUGGGUAUCAGUCCAACCGAAGAAAAUUCAGAUGUAACCGAUUCUACAUGUUGACGGGUGGAUGAAAAAGACUUGAGAGACACUGAGUUUUGUUCUAGUUGUGUCUUGUACUGUUUCCCCUCCUGAACAGUGGUUUCUCUGUAAAUACUCUACAUGAAAGUGAUUAGAAAUAAAAAGCAUUGCCAAUGGAAA